Messenger RNA from Delphinapterus leucas (beluga whale), 8529 nucleotides. The record is from RefSeq and is a predicted model, not a curated record. Lineage: Eukaryota; Metazoa; Chordata; Mammalia; Artiodactyla; Monodontidae.
ACGGACUCGGGCUCCCUCCACCGGAAGUGGGCGGCCGCGCUGCGGGAGGAGCCGGGGGUAGCUUAGUAGCUGUGGGCUGUGGGCGCCGGGUCCGGGGGGAUCGCGCUUCCUCCUCCGCGCCAUGGCGAAGGCCGGCGACGUGGUGCGGCUGCUCCUGGGCUCCACCGCACUCUGGCUCUCGCUGCUCGGCGCGCGGACCGCCUCCGCGUCCAAGGCGGUGACUGCCAACUUGGCCGCGAAGUGGCCGGAGACCCCGCUGCUGCUGGAGGCCAGUGAAUUUAUGGCAGAAGAAAGUAAUGAAAAAUUUUGGCAGUUUUUGGAAACUGUACAAGAAUUAGCAAUUUAUAAACAAACAGAAUCAGAUUAUUCUUACUACAACUUAAUCCUGAGGAAAGCUGGACAGUUUUUAGACAAUUUACAUAUCAAUCUCUUAAAGUUUGCUUUCUCUAUAAGGGCAUACUCUCCAACUAUUCAGAUGUUUCAACAGAUUGCAGCCGAUGAGCCUCCACCAGAUGGCUGUGUUGCAUUUGUGGUCAUCCAUGAGAAACACACGUGUAAAGUUAAUGAGAUUAAAAAGCUGUUGAAGAAGGCUACUUCAAGGCCCAGACCUUAUCUGUAUAAAGGAGACCACAAAUUUCCUGCAAACAAAGAGAACUUACCAGUGAUUAUCCUCUAUGCAGAAAUGGGUACCAGAGCAUUUCGUAAAUUUCACACGGUGUUGUCUGAAAAAGCUCAAAAUGGGGAAAUUCUUUAUGUUCUUCGGCAUUAUGUUCAGAAACCAGCCUCACAGAAAAUGUACUUAUCUGGCUAUGGUGUGGAGCUAGCUAUUAAGAGUACAGAAUACAAAGUGUUGGAUGAUACCCAAGGCAAAACUGUGACUAAUACUAGUAUAGAAGAUAUUACAGAAACAAAUGAAGUUCAAGGAUUUCUCUUUGGGAAAUUAAAAGAAAGAUAUUCAGAUCUUAGAGAUAAUCUGACAACAUUCCAAAAAUACCUGAUUGAGAGUAAUAACGAAAUGAUGCCUUUGAAAGUCUGGGAACUACAAGAUCUUAGUUUUCAAGCAGCUUCUCAAAUAAUGUCCACUCCAGUUUAUGAUGCCAUAAAAUUAAUGAAGGACAUUUCGCAGAACUUCCCCAUAAAAGCCAGAUCUCUGACCAGAACUGCUGUAAAUCAACGUAUGAGGGAGGAAAUACAGGAAAAUCAAAAGCAUCUUCAAGAUAGAUUUGAAAUUCAGCCAGGCGAUGCUGGUCUCUAUAUAAAUGGACUUCAUGUUGAUAUGGAUUCUUAUGAUCCUUUUAAUCUUUUGGAUAUGCUGAAACUAGAAGGAAAAGUGAUGAACGGCCUUCGCAAUCUUGGGAUCAAAGAAGAACAUAUGAGCAAAUUUUUAAAGUUAAGCUCGCCUGAUUGGGACGAUACCUAUGCAUUAGAUAUUAGACAUUCUUCCAUAAUGUGGAUUAAUGACUUAGAAACUGAUGAUUUGUAUGUUAUGUGGCCUUCAAGUUGCCAGGAACUCUUGAAGCCAGUGUCCCCUGGAAGUAUACCUUUCAUAAGGCGUAAUUUUCAUAAUUUGGUUCUGUUUAUUGAUCCGGCUCAAGAAUAUACCGUGGACUUUAUAAAACUUGCUGAACUUUUCUUUUAUCAUAAAAUUCCUCUUAGAAUUGGUUUUGUGUUCAUUGUUAAUACAGAUGAUGAAGUUGAUGGAAAAAAUGAUGCUGGAGUUGCUCUUUGGCGAGCUUUCAACUAUAUUGCAGAAGAGCAUGAUGUAUCACAAGCAUUUAUUUCCAUAGUACACAUGUACCAAAAAGUAGAGAAUCACAAUAUACUCACUGUGGACAAUGUGAAGGGUGUUCUCCAAAAUGAAUUUCCUCAUGCUAAUAUUUGGGAUAUUUUAGGAAUUUAUUCUAAAUAUGAUGGUGAAAGAAAGGCAGGAGCAAGCUAUUACAGGAUGACUGGCCUGGGUCCUUUGCCUCAAGCUCUUUAUAAUGGUGAAUCCUUUCACCAUGAAGAGCUGAAUAUUAGGGAACUAGAAACGGCUGUUCUUCACAGAAUGAUGGAUGAAACUGCAUAUUUACAAAAGGAAGUUUUUAUGGGUACAUUAAAUGAUCGAACAAAUGCAAUUGACUUCCUUAUGGAUAGAAAUAAUGUUGUGCCCCGUAUAAAUCCUUUGAUUUUGUACAAUAAAUGGCAGUACCUUAAUUUAAUAUCUACAUCAGUAACUGCUGAUGUUGAAGAUUCCUCUACUUUCUUCUUCUUGGAUUCACAAGAUAAGAGUGCUGUAAUUGCAGAGAACAUGUAUUAUGUAACCCAGGAAGAUGAUGUAAUUUCUUCGGUUACUUUCUGGAUUAUUGCUGAUUUUGACAAACCAUCUGGGAGAAAACUGCUUUUUAAUGCAUUAAAUCACCUGGAAAUAAGUGUUCAUGGUCGGUUGGGAGUUAUUUAUAAUCCUACAUCAAAAAUAGAUGAAGAUAACACAGCUAUUUCCAGAGGAAUUCUGGCAGCUUUUCUUACACUGGAAAACAGCUUUUUGAGAAACUUUCUCAGGAAACUGGCAGAGGAAGAAACUGCUACAGCUAUUUACUCUGGAGAUAAAAUUAAAAGAUUCCUUACUGAGGGAAUGAAUAAAAAUGCUUUUGAGAAAAAAUAUAAUACCAUUGGAGUGAAUAUUUUUCGAACUCACCAGUUGUUCUGUCAAGAUGUACUUAAAUUGCGUCCUGGAGAAAUAGGUGUUGUCAGCAAUGGGAAAUUCUUAGGACCUUUAGAUGAAGAUUUCUGUGCAGAAGAUUUUUACUUGUUGGAAAAGAUAACAUUGACUCAUUUAGUAGAGAAAAUUGAAGACAUUGUUGAAAAUACAGAAGUCAACUCAAAGAACCUGAGUGACCUUGUUAUGAAAAUUGAUGCCCUUCUUUCCUCUUUACCUAAACAUGCAUCUCGGUAUGAUGUCACAUUUCUUGAGGAGAAUCACAGCAUUAUAAAGAUAAAUUCUCAGGAGAAUGAUAUGUCCUUUGAUGUCAUUGCUAUUGUUGAUCCAUUGACAAGAGAAGCACAGAAGAUGGCACAGUUAUUGAUUGUACUUGGCAAGAUUAUCAACAUGAAGAUAAAAUUGUUCAUGAACUGUAGGGGUAAGCUUUCAGAAGCCCCUUUAAAGAGCUUCUACCGUUUUGUUCUGGAACCGGAACUGACGUUACCACCUAAUGAUGUUACUGGACCAGUGGCAAAAUUCUUGGAUAUCCCUGAAUCACCCCUUCUGACCCUCAACAUGAUUACUCCUGAAAGCUGGUUGGUUGAAACAGUACACAGCAACUGUGACCUUGAUAAUAUUCAUUUAAAGGAUAUUGAGAAAACUGUCACAGCAGAAUAUGAACUAGAAUAUCUACUGCUCGAAGGACAUUGCUUUGAUAUAAUCACAGAAGAGCCUCCUUGGGGUCUGCAGUUUACACUGGGCACAAAAAAUAAACCUGUUGUGGUUGAUACAAUAGUGAUGGCCAAUCUUGGAUAUUUUCAAUUAAAAGCAAACCCAGGUGCUUGGAUACUGAAAUUACGCCAAGGAAAAUCUGAAGACAUCUAUCAAAUAGUUGGGCAUGAAGAAACUGACUCUCAACCAGACCUAGGAGAAGUCGUUGUUGUGCUAAACAGCUUCAAAAGCAAAAUACUGGAAGUACAAGUACAAAAAAAGCCAGACAAAAUUCAGGAAGAUAUCCUUUCUGAUAAAGAUGAAAAAAAAGGAGUGUGGGAUUCCAUUAAAAGUUUCACAAGGAGCCUGCAUAAAAAAGAAGACAAUAAGGAAACAGACGUUCUAAACAUUUUUUCAGUUGCUUCUGGCCAUUUAUAUGAACGCUUUUUAAGAAUUAUGAUGCUUUCUGUUUUACGGAACACCAAAACGCCAGUGAAGUUCUGGUUUCUUAAAAAUUAUCUCUCACCAACAUUUAAAGAGGUGAUCCCUCACAUGGCUGAGGAGUAUGGAUUCCAAUAUGAACUAGUCCAGUACAGGUGGCCCCGGUGGCUUCAUCAACAGACGGAAAAACAAAGGAUUAUUUGGGGUUAUAAGAUUCUUUUCCUUGAUGUCCUUUUUCCUCUUGCGGUGGACAAAAUCAUUUUUGUUGAUGCUGACCAGGUUGUGAGACAUGACCUAAAAGAACUGCGAGAUUUUGAUCUGGAUGGAGCUCCUUAUGGGUAUACUCCCUUCUGUGAUAGCCGCACGGAAAUGGAUGGAUAUCGUUUCUGGAAGACGGGAUACUGGGCAUCACAUCUUUUAAGAAGGAAAUACCAUAUCAGUGCCUUAUACGUGGUGGAUCUCAAGAAGUUCAGGAGAAUCGCAGCAGGUGACAGGCUCCGGGGCCAGUACCAAACGCUCAGUCAAGAUCCAAACAGUCUUUCAAACCUAGAUCAGGAUCUUCCCAACAAUAUGAUUUACCAAGUUGCCAUUAAGUCUCUUCCCCAAGACUGGUUGUGGUGUGAAACCUGGUGUGAUGAUGAAUCCAAACAGAGAGCCAAAACAAUCGACCUGUGCAAUAACCCCAAAACAAAAGAACCUAAACUAAAAGCUGCUGCCAGGAUUGUCCCAGAAUGGGUGGAGUAUGAUACUGAGAUACGACAACUAUUAGAUCACCUUGAAAACAAGAAGAAAAAUGCAAUUUUGACACAUGAUGAACUCUAGCACGGGCCUGUGUAAGAAGAUGAGAAAGUAUGACGAGAAAUCUGCCACCUGCUGGGGAAAUGUGGAACUACUGCUAAGACUUCUGAAAGUUUCAUUAAGGAUCAGUGACAUAUUCUUCAAUUUAAAUUAAUUAUUUAAAAAUACAUGUAUUUAAUGUAUUGAAUAAGUUUAAGUUAUAUAAGCAAUGGCCAUUGAGUAUUUAAAACUAGAUUGUUCCUCUUUCCUGAUUGCUUAAAACAGUGUUUUCACCAGUUAAAGUGAUAAUUUUGCCAGAUAACCACGUAGAAGAACGUAUCUGACUAGCUGGUCCUCAUGGGGAAUUAGCAAACCAUCUACAUGUUUGGAUAUUCCAGCUUUAUGUGCAUCCAUAUUUCUUCAUUCAAAAGAGGCUUUUAAAUUAGAGAAAUCUAUUUUGUGUUUUUUCUUCUGAGAAAGGAGGACUCAUGGUUAUCUCCGAAUAAUUUUUUUUUAAAGUAAGCGCAUUUACACCUUAACUGUUGUUUUAAAAUGGAAGUAGUGUCACACUGUAAUUAUUUUGUUUAUCCUAAACUAUAUGAUGUUUUAAUCCUAUGCAGUAUUUGUAUUUUUUUAAUGUUUCUAAUUUUUAUUUUAUAAAACGAUAUUCAUGGGCUUAUGGGGUAUAUAUGUAUUCUUUUUAAAAAAGAACUGGCUAGUUUUAUAGAAACUUAGUUAAGAGUGUAAACAGUUUGUUUUCCUGUUUUAUAUUAAUAAUAGAUGAAUAGGAAUAGUAAAUGUUCAAAAACUAUCCAACUAUUCUAGAAUCAUAGGAUCUUGGGACUGGAGAAGACCUCAAUGUCAUUUGGACCCUGUCCCCUGAAGAAGCUGAUUGAAUAGGGCUGAGGUGAGCGUGGGAAAUCAUGAUUGUCUAAGAAGCUCUCCAGAUGACUCCGGUGAUAAGUGAGGUUUGAGGAACAGCCCCCCUUACAAGGCCCUGCCAGGUGGACCCUCAAGCCAUCUUGGAACCUUCCAGGGCCACAUGGAACUGUCUGCCUCUGGAGACUGGCUGGUCCAUCUUUGGACAACUCCGUACAGAGUUCCACAGUGAGCCCGAAGCUGUCUACUGGCAGUCUCUACUCUCGCUCCUUUGAGCUCUUCUGAACAAACCUAAUCCUUCUCUAUUGGAUGGCACAGCCCACAGAGUAUUUGAAAAUAACACUUUGCCCCCAGCAGCUUCGUUCUUCCGAAUGAGAGAUCACAAGGCCUCUCCCUCUCCCUGUAACCUUCCCUUUGUUACUUGUUUGGGUUUGUCUGUGAUAAAAUGGAGUGUUCCAGGUGUGGCCUGGAAUGGAAGUAGAUUGUUCCUGUGGGUUCCAAGGGUCCUAAGGGAUGCUGUCAGAGGCUUGAGUGGUAACUUGGCCUGGGGUGAAGACCCCAGUUCCAUGGGGUCUCCGGUUCACUCCUCUUUGGAGUCGGGGCUUGGUGAGAGGGUAAGAGUCUCUGUAAGCUUCUAGCUUAGACCAGAUGCUCCAGCCCAGCUACCUCAGGUCUGCUGUGGUGCUUCAGGCAGAAGCCCCAGCUGACUGUGAGAUGGUACUUCACUAGGUAAUGGCACCCGAUUUCCACACUUAUUACUAACUACCACCUCCAAUAUGCUAGAUUCUGUACUUCACAGAAUAUAAGCUAAAAUUGAAGAAUAAUGUAGUUUGUAGCUUGUGAUUUGAAUGGCUAAAUUUUACAUGUCUCAUUUCCAGAUGAAUGAUACCUUAUAUCUAAAAAUCCAGACUUGUAAAUAUUUCUUUACAGGGAGAUUCUUUUAUAAAAUGGCUAACUUUUACGUCAAGUGCAUGUAGAGCGCAGCGCCAUACAGAGCUCUGCCCUCCUCGGGGACGCGCUAGGGGAACUGAACCGCAGCCCACCUUGGAGCGCAGGGCAGCCCUCGCAGAGGAGGCCACCAGCUCCGCUGCCCUGAGGGCGCUGGAAGGUAGCCCGAGGCCUCCCACAUGCAUUCCCGACCCUGAAUUCUGGUGUUCAGGUGCAGGCCCUGUAGCAAAUUUUAACAAAACUCAAAUCCUAGGAGCGAGCAGAGACAAACAGUAUUUCCCAUUUUGAGAAGUUGCAGUCCACUUCUCCUUCCUCCUUCUCAGAGGAAAGUCAGAACAGAGCAUAUCUGAGAAUUAGGAGGUUUUGAGUUUUAACCAUGAAAAGACAUUUAAGUUUGGGGUAUAAGUUUUGGUAUAAGGUAAACCCAGAAUAUAAGACUGAAGACAGUCCAAAGUCUUCAUGCCUCCCAGAUGCUUUGGUACAAGUGGUUAGAUGUUGGAAGUGCCCAUCCUUCGGCUCCAGUUAUCCUCAAGUUCAGGGAACAAUGAAGCUCCUAGAGGGAGAGAAUAGAAUACUUCCAGGAAGCACCACAGGCCGUCAGCCUGGGCUUACAGACAAAAUCAGGCUUUUCUUUAAUAGUAAAAAUGUCGUUUGACACAAAUGGGAGGCUGCCCAAAGAAACGGCUGCUCCCAUGGGUCAGGUCCAGCGCCUGGGAGGCAACCAGACAGACAGCUGCUACCACCCAGGAGAAGACCCAGAUGAAUAGUGUUCAAGGCAAUAGGUAUAUGUCAAGUCAGACUAUCCUUCAGUAACUAAAGCAUAGCUAAGAGAAUUUUCUUCUCUGAGAUACAGCAGCAAAGAAGUUGGUGGCAUUUAACUUCCCACUGGAACACGUUAGACUGUUCGUCGAAGGGCUCUGACGUUAUGUCUCAGAUCCCUGGUUCAGAGAUCAAACGAAAAGUGCUAACGGAUCCAGGCUCAGUACCACGACGUCUCAGUCACUUCCCAGCCCCUGUCUUGCCCACUUCUGUUCAGCAGACUUAAGGGGGUCCUCCUUCUUCCAAAGAACCAAUUGAUUUUAAGACCUUACUUUUGGUGUCAAAGUGAGGGAGGUGAGGCACAAAGGUUCAGGACUUUGGUGGUGAGCGUGCAGACAGGCAACUCUCUGAUGGCAGCACGUGGUCAGGGGUGCCAGCCCACCCUGUAACCACUCAGAAAAUGAGUCGAAGUGUUAGGUAGUGGGACAGCUGUUCCCCAUUUUGCUGUUUAUUAGCCCAGCUUAUCAAACAUCAAAUUCUAUUUUCUGAGAAAUUCUAGAGUGAGGUCUCUUUACUUAGAACCUACUGUUAACAGCUUCGUUUACAGACUCCAGAUUUGGAGAAUCAUCUUGUCGCCUACAGUUCAUAAUUACUUGAAUUUAAGUGUAUUUCAAUCGUGAUCCUGCCCAACUAUGUAAGGUUUGCAUCCUACGUGGUUUCACUUUAAAAUCAAAGGUUUUGAUUACAGUUGAAGGACGAAAAGGUAUUCAAAUUCUAAAAGACUGGUUCAAGACCAAAAGAUUUGAAUGACAAAGGCUCUGGGUAGCCCAGUGUUUAAAAUCUGGGGCAAAGUCAGAGGAGUAAUUUUGGUACUAGCCUUGUUGAGUACGAUGAAUUGCGAAGUAAACAUAACUGAUCAUACGGUGGAGUAUCUAAUCUAGUCCAGAGCACCAUGCUCAAACUCCCUCAUAAACAAAAGUCAGCAAACCCACCACUGGUGUGUAGGCUUUCCUUUGUUUUCCCACAGUCUGCUUCCACCAGAAAAAUGUUUCCAGUUUCGUCCGAAGGCCAAUAAUCUAGGUCUUCCUAACCUGAACAAAUCCAACAAAUAUCUAAGUACCUACAGUGCGCGAGGCUGUCCUUUGGAAGUUACUAGGCCAGUUUAAGUGGCAUUCACUAAAUAUCCAAAUGAAAAUGCUGGGCAGGGAAAGUGUCAGGAAGGCGUGAGAAAGUGACAUUUAGGUGCAAAGGGAAGUAGGAGGAAGUGCACACCGGGCGCAGACUAGCAAGGGGGUAGUUUUGUUCCUUUUAGGAUGAGGAGGAGAGGAGGGGGU